UUGUUUUUUGUUUGUUUGUUUGUUUUUUGUGAAGGGGAGGUGAAGUAUUACAUUUUAUGGGGUAUGGGAGGAGGGAGGAAAAAUAUGUUGCAGAUCUUCAUGUGGUUUUUAAAACCUGCUGUCAGAGGGAAUUACUGAAUAAACUGAAGCACAAGAGGAGGGUUUGUGAGCUGGAAGCAGCAUUAGCUCACCAAAGAAAGGGUCAGUGGGCUGCUGUUUUGAUUGUGGAGGCAGAAACUUCAGCCUCCUUCAUUUCUCACCAACUACUCCACAUUCACCCAUCGAGAAAAUGAGUUGCGUGCCAUGGAAAGGUGACAAGACCAAAUCAGAAUCACCAGAGCCACCUCAGCCACCGCCACUGCACAUUUACCAUGAGAAGCAGCGCAGGGAGCUGUGCGCCCUCCAUGCCCUCAACAAUGUCUUCCAGGACAGCAACGCCUUCACCAGGGAAACCCUGCAGGAGAUUUUCCAGAGGCUGUCUCCCAACACCAUGGUGACCCCCCACAAGAAGAGCAUGCUGGGAAAUGGGAACUAUGAUGUGAACGUGAUCAUGGCAGCCCUUCAGACCAAAGGCUAUGAGGCGGUUUGGUGGGACAAGCGCAGGGAUGUUAAUGCCAUUGCUCUGUCUAACGUGAUGGGCUUCAUCAUGAAUCUGCCCUCUAGCCUUUGCUGGGGCCCCUUGAAGCUCCCCCUCAAGCGACAGCACUGGAUCUGUGUCCGGGAGGUGGGAGGCACCUACUACAACCUUGACUCCAAGCUCAAGGUGCCCGAGUGGAUUGGAGGUGAAAGUGAGCUCAGGAAAUUUUUGAAACACCAGCUGAGAGGAAAGAACUGUGAACUCCUCCUGGUGGUCCCAGAGGAGGUGGAAGCACAUCAGACCUGGAGAGCUGACGUGUGACCUGGACCGACUCGUCCUCCCACUACAGCUCUUCCCCUUUACCAAACUCCUGAUGUCCUAAAACCUGGAUAAUGGGUGCCCCGACUCUUCUUGUCUGGAAUUUCCUUUGUUAGGCUCUUCUCUUCCUUCCUUGGUGCAAUAGGGCAAUGGCGCAGGACGUUGGGGGUGGUGGGUGGGGAAGAAUUAAGGCCAGAGUGGAGGAAACUGGAAGCCAAUCACUUCAAUUGCAAGGUGGAUGAGCUGUGUGCCCUUUGGCCAGCGGGAAGGCAUCGUGCUCUUUAAAACUGGGCUGGGGGCGAGGGCGCCUGGAAACCUCUGGCCUCCCUUUCCCCAUGUGGCUCAGGGCCGUGUAUGGAGGGGCCCAGCCCUGUCCAGGGCUUGCCAGGGAGGAGCAGGAGCCAAGCAUGCUGCCAUCUCUUCACAAGUCUCUCUCUCCAAAACAAGUCACCAUGAAGACAUUUGCAAUUCCUAAGGGUCUCUCAGGACACUCAAAACACUAGGAAUGGUACGGUGCUCAGCACGACCCUCUGCUUCUUAGGGCUGGUUUGUGCCAGAAGUUAGGAAACAAUAAUAAAAACAGUGUCAUCUUCCAAGAAAUUCUUCGGGUAGCUAGAGGAUUCUUCCCCAGUGUCUCCAGGGAUUUAUGUAUGUGGUGAGCGGUUGUCUGGCAGCGUGUGGCUGGCUAAGAUGACAUGGAAACAGCAGGCACAGGCUGAGGAGUAUCAAGUUUCUGGACUGGAGAGAGGCCAUAGUCUGCUUGGGUUUCUUCAUGCUGUGGUGGUGGUGGGGGGGGAAAUUGUUUUAUUUUUUAACACAUAUUUUGGUUUUCUACAUGGUCACCCAGUAGUUUAGAGGCUGCUUGGAGAGAGGAAUAAAGCUGAAGAGGGAGGUUUUGAGAGAAAUUUCAUUCCCAUUUAUUUCCCUCUUCAGAAGCCUAGCCUACAGUCAGGAAUGUCAUGUGAAAUGUGCCAGAAACAGGUCGAGUUAUAAAA
Empidonax traillii (willow flycatcher) is the source of this 1890-nucleotide messenger RNA. It is a transcript of the gene JOSD1, whose product is annotated as Josephin domain containing 1. The transcript is spliced from 4 exons. The record is from RefSeq and is a predicted model, not a curated record. Gene Ontology annotation, molecular function: cysteine-type deubiquitinase activity. Gene Ontology annotation, biological process: protein deubiquitination. NCBI's taxonomy places the organism in Eukaryota, Metazoa, Chordata, Aves, Passeriformes, Tyrannidae. Bases 290 to 898 code for a protein of 202 amino acids.